AUGACGAAUUGCCAUUCCUCUCAUUCCAUCAGCGAUUCAGCCCAGGACAAUGACUUAUCCACCGUGGAGAUCAGGUCGACCCACCAGCUCAAACGACUGCUACAAGAUCUCGCCGCGCUUCCCAUCAAACCACCUUCGAUCUACCUUGAUGCAUCAGGUGUUGGCCAAGAUCAGCUGCUCAACUUACAAUUUCUAGUGCCGCCAAAGAAUACACUAUACGUGAUCGACAUGGGUUGUCUUGGUGCCACGAUUCUGUCCACUGUCAGUGACAAUGGCGAAUCACUCCGCCUAAUACUUGAGUCAGAGGCUAUCCCAAAAGUAGGAUUCGACAUCCGCGGCAUGUCCCGACUCUUAUUUAAUCAACUGAAUGUGUCGCUUGGUAACAUGUAUGACCUUCAACUUAUGGAGCUCGCGAGCAGAGACGAUGGGCAGUCUAAAAAGUUUCUCGCUGGGCUCUCGCAAUGCAUUGUCCAGGACAUUCCAGACUCCAACAUCGUUAAACGUCGUUGGCUGCAGUCAGAUGACUCGACUGACAUGUACCUAUUCAACUCUCGAGGCCAUGUGCCUCGGCAAUCUCGGAGGCGUUUCGAGCUAUUUCCUGCCCUGUGGGCGGUUUACAGGCGCAAGCUUGGUCUUCCUGGGGAGCUUGUCUGGCUUCGUUUCGCACGUGCGGAGUCCCAGGAGAGAGUGCAAGAUUCUAAAAAAGGCCCGGGAAAACAAGACAGACAAAACUUGGGCCCAGAGAGUUGGUGGGAUCGCGAACAGAGAGAGGCUGCUAUUGACGAUUGGAAUGAUGAACUUCUUAUGGAAAUUAGAGUUGGACAUUGGAAGCUCAAUGAUGACGCUGAGUGGGUUCCCACACACAAAGAAAAUAACGGAAGUAUCGACCAGUUUUGA
Molecule: messenger RNA, 897 nt
Organism: Fusarium poae
Lineage: Eukaryota; Fungi; Ascomycota; Sordariomycetes; Hypocreales; Nectriaceae
Exons: 1
Coding region: 1-897 (298 amino acids)
Molecular function (GO): nucleic acid binding
Source: RefSeq, a predicted model, not a curated record